ACCAUAUUCCAUAUGUAACGUAUAAAAACCUGCCCGUCGCCAUAUUGGAUGUAGCACAAAAGUGUCAAAUCAAGUGGUCCCAUUUAGUAAAUACAAAAUCAUCGCUUAUGUCGUAUCCCUGUCAUCAUAACAAAACGAGGUUAAUUCGAUUCGAGAAAUGUCAUCAUAACAUCAUAACAAAAUGAGGUUAUGAAUUAUUAAAGGUGGUAAAACGUGUUGUACACAAACGCAAAUAAUUUGAUAAAAAUGGCACAAAAUGUGCCGAAUAUCAAACGAAACGCCCCAAAUAUAUUAGUGACAGGGACUCCUGGAGUUGGAAAGUCGACUUUAUGUUCACAGUUGGCAGAAGUCACGGGAUUACAAUGGUUAGAAAUAUCAAAAAUAGCAAAAGAUUACAACUGUUUAGAAGAGUUUGAUGAAGUGUAUCAGUGUCCAGUUUUAGAUGAAGAUAAGUUACUUGACGGACUGGAAGAAGCAAUGUGCAAAGGAGGGAACAUAGUAGACUACCACAGCUGUGAAUUUUUCCCAGAAAGAUGGUUCGAUGUAGUAUUUGUUUUAAGGGCAGAAAACACAGUGCUUUAUGACAGAUUAAUUACAAGAGGCUACACAGGAAAGAAGCUAGAAGAUAAUGUGCAGUGUGAAAUUUUCCAAACUAUAUUGGAAGAAGCAAAAGCAUCAUAUAAAGAAGAAAUAGUGCACGAACUAUACAGUAGGACUACUGAAGAAUUACAGGACAAUAUUAAUAGAAUUUGUGUGUGGUUGCAAAUGUGGUUUAAAGAUAACACUAGUUGAUUAUUUGUAAUGUGUCAAGAAUAAAUUUUUUUUAUUGAUCAUCUGUACCCACCAGAUAUAAGGAAUGUAAAUAUAUUUGUUAAUAUAGUAACUUUAUUCAAUAAAAUAAAAAGUUUCAA
This is a messenger RNA of Diabrotica virgifera virgifera (western corn rootworm), 911 nucleotides long. RefSeq names its product adenylate kinase isoenzyme 6 (gene Ak6). Gene Ontology annotation, cellular component: nucleus; cytoplasm. Gene Ontology annotation, molecular function: ATP hydrolysis activity; ATP binding; AMP kinase activity. Bases 247 to 792 code for a protein of 181 amino acids. NCBI's taxonomy places the organism in Eukaryota, Metazoa, Arthropoda, Insecta, Coleoptera, Chrysomelidae. The transcript has 2 exons. The record is from RefSeq and is a predicted model, not a curated record.